UACAUCGAAGGGAGCCAAGUUAAAAGAAAGGCGAGAAGUGGAUUUGUUUUGAUGUGUUGGAAAUUAUGUUGAAGUCAGAAAUGUAUUACAUUUAACACUUACACGGUGUUAUUGCCAAAGGAUAAGGUAAUUCUUUAUGGGAAUGACAUAACAUGGAAUGAGGCCGACGUAGUUGAUCACCUGCCUACUGCUGUGUGUAGAACUUGUUCAGGAAAAGAGCUACAAGCAUGGACACAGAAGACUUCCCUCCCCCACCCCCUGAAUUAUUGGCAGACAGCGUCCCAUCUGCAGAUGAAGACGAGGGAGAAGCCUUUGACUUUGAUGACAGUGGUGACGACUUACCUGAAGCACCUCCGGUUCUCCAAGCCAUCAUCAGCAAGGAUCAGAGCCAGAACAACACUGUGACCAGUCAUGCAACGUUGGACCCCGUAGCACUUUCCUCUACUGCUCCAUCAUCAGAAUAUGCAACAGUUACUACAAGCAGAUCCUACUCAGGUGGUGGGAUGACAGAAGCCGAGGGGACAUCUGCAGCUGAGGCAACUAAUGACGGGGAAAAAGAUUUAUCCCCACCUUCAUCUCCACCCCUUCCUCAUGAAGAUGACAUACAGACAAAAUCCCAAACCCCAGGCUCUGAAUGGCAAAACAGCCCUCACCCUCCACAGGCUGUCCCAAGCACCUCCUCCCGGGGCAAAGUGAACCCCUACUCUGUGAUUGACAUCACUUCCAUCCAGCUGCAGCAACCUGAGCAUCAGCAUGGGCCCUCCUCUUCCACUUCCUCUCUAAGUGAGUCAAAAGAACAAGAGGGAGAAGGCCAGGAUAUCCACACUGUUCCUGCUGGUAUUACUUCAGGAUACUCUGUGCCAGUGCCAUGUGGCUAUGCAACCCCCUCGGGUGUACCUCUCAUCACACCAGCCUACACCACACCUGUCAUCAUUCGACAUCUCUCCAUGGAUGAAGAUGUGACAGUAAUAGGCGCUAGCAACACCUCUGGUGACAGUGUUUUCAGUGAAGAGUAUCCAGCUAUAACAGAGGAAGAUGCUUUGGCUAAGUGGGCAUCGGAUCCUGCCAAUACUGCAUGGAUGGAAAAUCCAGAUGAGGUGAUCUACGAUGAUGUGCCCAGAGAAAACUCUGACUCCAACACAGAUCCAGAUGAGAUGAUCUAUGAUGACGUGGAGUUUGGUGAGGAGGGUGGCUGCAAUAGCUCCCUCGACAAUGGCUGGAGCUCUAGUGAAUUUGAAAGCUAUGAUGAGGCCAGUGACGGGGAAGGUCGUCCUGAGAAUGGCCUGCCCCAUGCCUUCAUGAGGGGAAAACCACCCCAGAGGAAGACCCAUCUCUCUCAAGAUCUGACACGCUUGAAAGAACACUAUGAGAAAAAGAUGAAAGAUCUUAUGGCAAAUACUGUGGGAACAGUAGAACUGCAGCAACUUAAACAGAAACACGAGCAGAAGAUGCAAAAGCUGGUGAAGGCAGCUAAGGAAGGGACUAAAGACGGGCUUGAGAAAACCAAAGCUGCAGUGAAGAAGGGGCGAUCGUUCAUCAAAACCAAGUCAUUUUGUCAUGAGAGGAAGUCAACCCUUCUUGAGGAUGAGGAGUCUGAACUAUUCAUUGAGGUGGACUGCUUUAACGUUGAGCCAGUUUUGUGUCCAGCACCAGAAUGUCUCUCACAGCAGCAGCUUGUUAGAAGAUGUAUAUUGGGGUCUAUUUUGGAAAGUGAGAAGAACUAUCUCAAUGCACUAAAGAGAAUAUUAGAGCAAUAUGAAAAGCCCCUGUCCCAGAUUGAGCCCAGACUGCUCAGUGACAGGAAACUGAAGAUGACCUUUUAUCGUGUGCGUGAGAUCCUGCAGUGCCAUUUCCUGUUCCAAAUUGCACUGGCGAGCCGUGUGGCUGAGUGGGACAGCCUGGAGAUGAUUGGGGAUGUUUUUGUGGCAUCGUUUUCUAAGUCCAUGGUCCUGGACGCCUACAGCGAGUAUGUGAACAACUUCAGCAAUGCAAUGGCAGUUGUAAGAAAGACAUGUGCCUCCAAACCUGGUUUCCUGGAGUUCCUCAAGAAUCGUCAGGAGGCCAGCAGCGACCGAAUGACUCUUUAUGGCCUGAUGAUGAAACCUAUUCAGAGAUUCCCACAGUUCAUUUUGCUCCUUCAGGACAUGCUGAAGAACACACCAGUAGGUCAUGCAGACCGUCUGCCCUUGCAGAUGGCCCUGACUGAACUGGAAACGCUGGCUGAAAAGCUCAACGAAAAGAAGAGGGAAGCUGACCAGCGCUGUGAGAUCCGCCAUAUUGCAAAGGCCAUGAAUGAACGCUACCUCAAUAAGCUUCUGAGUAAUGGCAGCCGCUAUCUGAUCCGUUCAGAUGACAUGGUGGAGACGGUCUACAAUGAGCGCGGGGAAAUCAUCAAAACCAAGGAGCGACGGCUCUUCCUUCUAAAUGAUGUACUCAUGUGUGCCACACCCAACAUCCGAUGUCAGGAUGGCAGUGGGAGUGGUAGUGGAAACGCUCCAGUUGACCAGAAAUUCCUUUUAAAGUGGAGUGUGCCCUUGAGCUUUGUGGAGGUGCUAGAGUUUGGAUCCAGUGAGGACAUGGCUGACAGUGGCCGCUACCCAGCACCUCAUUCUGGGGAGAAAGUGGUGAUCAAUGCUAAGCCAAACAAGCUGUACAUGGGCCCUGGUCAGCUGUACCAAGAUCUGCAGAAUCUAAUCCAUGAUCUGAGUUUGGUCAACCAGAUCUCCGCUAUGAUCAGCAGCCUCAAAGGGAACUACCAGAAUGUAAAUCCUACUGUAGCACAGGACUGGGUAUCAGGUCUCCAGAGGCUGAUACUGAAAAAGGAAGAGGAGAUUAGGGCAGCUGACCGGUGCAGGAUCCAACUCCAGCUGCCUGGCAAACAGGACAAGAUGGGUAAACCCACAUACUUCAGUGCGGUCUUCAAUACUCUUAGCCCAGCCAUCAAACAGUCUUGGAUCAGUAACUUGCAGAUGGCUAAACUGGCUCUAGAGGAGGACAACCUGCAAGGCUGGUUCUUUGCAGAAGAUAAUGGAAAUCAGAUCAAAAAGCAGAAACACCCUCUUCUGCUUCGACAAAUGCCUGUUGUUAUGUCAAAACUACAGGAGUUCAAGGUGGAAUGUGCUGUUCACAAUCCAGAACCCCACAUCAACACAGAGAGCACAGCGGACACUCCUGCCAUGGGCCACGGAUGUGUCUGGGUUGCAAGUUGCACCAACCAGAUGGGUCAGAUAGCUAUAGUAGCUAUGCAGAACUCCAGCCCUAAAGUGACAGAGUGUUUCAAUGUGGAGUCUCGGAUCCUCUGCAUGACUUACGUUCCAACAGAGCAACUUCAGGAGAAUGGCGAAAAACUUCCAGAGAACAACCACGUUCCCCUGUCGAAGGCCAAUGAUACUCCCAGUGUCUGUUUAGGCAUGGAGGAGGGCAGCAUCAUUGUGUACAAGAGCAGUCAGCGGUCCAAGAAAGUGCGUCUGCAGCAUUUCUUCACCCCAGAAAAGUCCACUGUCACCAGCCUGGUCUAUAAGAAGCACUGUCUGUAUGCCGGCCUGGUCAGCGGCUCUGUGGCAAUUUAUUCCAGAUCACAAGAUGGUUUGUGGAACUGUGACAAGCCAAAGUUACUGAAACUGGGAGUCCUGCCGGUCAAGGCUAUGCUGGCUGUGCAGGAACACCUCUGGGUUUCAUCAGGUGGACAAGUUUUCAUCAUCAGCACCCACACACAUGGUGUAGAGAGGCAGCUAGAGGCCCACCAGGAGGAGGGAAUGGUGGUGUCUCAUAUGGUGGUGGCUGGGGUGGGCAUCUGGAUCGCAUUCAGCUCUGGUUCCACACUGCGCCUCUUCCACACUGAGACCUUGGAGCACCUGCAGGACAUAAACAUUGCCACACCUGUUAACAAUAUACUACCUGGCAACCAAAGAGUGUUGGUGAGUAGUCUACUGGUUUGCCACGGUCUGCUGCUGGUAGGAACCAACUUGGGAGUGACUGUCGCUCUCUCUGUCCCCAGACUGCAGGGUAUCCCCAAAGUAACGGGUCGGGGUAUGGUGUCGUUACAUGCACAUAACGGACCUGUCAAGUUCCUCACCAUGGCUGCUGCAGUGUGCAACCGCCCAUCUGGUCUGCCAUCUUCUAGCCAUUCUCCACUUCAGCCCACAGGGUCACAGGAUGCAGAGCCCACCCAACCUCCUUUGGAUUCAAGCUCACCUCCCCCUCAGGGACGAGGUGUUUGGUUGGGAGAUGGGGGCUGCACCACCAUGGCUCUCCAGGACUCUCUGUCCUCCUCAUCCUGCGGCUCCCUAGCUCUCUCUCAGGGAUCUUUGGAGCACGGGCCAGAAGAUGGGGCACUUUAUGACAUGCUUCAUGACCCAGCCCAUCAACAGAGGGGCCACCGCUCAAGCAAGGUGGAUGUCAGCUCUCUGCUGGUGGUGUCUGGAGGUCUGGGCCAUCGCAGAGUCAACAAAAAGACCAAACAGUCUCGCCAUGAGGACACCACCUCCACCAUCAUGAUCUGGCAAAUCCCAUUACUAAACAUGUGACACUAGCACUACAUCAAGGGGUUAAUGAAAGAAAUCUACAUGCUUGCAUAGAAAUAAUCCAUUUUAUCCUUUGCUUUUAUGUUGUUUCAGGUUAAACCAAAAUGUUGAUUAGUAUUUGGGCUCAAUCAAAACAACUAAAUGUCUUAUUUAAACCUGGAUUUGUUCAGGCAUUCUCAGAAUAUUUCUACCUUGUAAAACAAAGGAUCAAUAAAACCUCAGUCAUGAUGAGCAGCGACACAAACGGCAGCUUCAGACCAGUCCAGAAAAUACUGUACUCACUUAGAAUAUAUUUAGAAAACACUGAAAAGUAUCUAAUGUUGUCCUAUAACAUGGCUAAUUCAUGUAAUCUCCAGCAUUUGUGUCACAUAGUUUGUAUACGACUGCAGUAUUUAAAAAGUGUUGAAAAAAGAAAUUGGAAGGCAAAAAUGACGGACCUGUUAAAGACAGCAUGUCAGGUUAUGAUUGGGCUUUAAAAAUGUGGGAUUCUCAUAAGAUUAGGGCGACAGUAGGUUUUUAAAAGGGGAAUUUAAACCAUCUUUCAGGGUUGUAAAUUUGACGUACAACAGCUCAAAAUUGGAUGUGAGUGAAGUUCGAGUUCAGAGGGACGAGCUGGUUUUAUAGGGAAUCAAUAAACUAUUAGAUCAGCUUGUUUGGUGCUCCAAAUAUUCUGUAAACAGGGAAAAGGGAAUGAAAAAAGAAGUGAAAAGCUAACAGCUGAACUAGUUUGAGAAGAUUUAAGGGCGUUCCUGGCUGGCCAGGUUUCUAUUCAUGAAGGGAGGAAGAUGAGUUAUAACCAAGAGAUUUUGUUUUCUUUCUUUUUUCCUUAAUGCAUCAUUAUAUCAUGUAAGGAUACAAAAUAGAAAAAGAGAUUUAUACUUUUGUCACUUGUCUGUACUUAUGUAUAUUAACAAAUCCAUAAACAUUGUUUUAUUAAGCAGACUUGUGGAGUCAUUUGAAGUUCAUUUUCAAAGCAUGGAACAAUUUCUGUGAGCUGUGUAGAGCUUUUUGUCUGUUUUACCCAUUCAUUCUAACAUCUCAUCUAUCAGUACUUUUAGUCUGAAUUUCAUAAUUACACAGUGUUAUGCAACAUUCAAGAAAAGUAGCAGAAUUAGCAGAUAAAUGAAGGAGUAGAGUGUCAGUGGGACUUUCUCUUUCCUCACUCCAACCUUGUACUCCUCUGUGAUUGUGUUCAGCAAUCAGUACAUGCCAGGACUAGCAAUGUGCCUGAGGGGCCGCAGGAACUGAGCCUGAUACAGCUCUUCCGGGAUUUCUCCUACUGCAGAGUGGGUCAAGACUCUACUCUCUUCCAACACCCACGUCUACUGUUGUGCAACCAUCCUUCGCUACAUGAUCAGUUUUAACAAAACAGACAAGAUGAUUUCAACUUGGAGUCCUUCCCACGCUACAGCUCACUGCAUCCUUAACUGAUCUCUGUUAUUUCAUCUGAUAUUUUUUUGUAGCGUGUAACACAUUAACUUGAACCUGAGAGGAUUGUCCUCCUGUAACCAGAUCUCUGACGUCAUUCAGCCUCACUGUACUCUGAGUAACACAGUUAUCACUUUGUCUGACACUUCUGUGACUGGACGUCUUUUGUUUUUCUUUUUGGUCCUGAGGUUUCCAUGACAACAGUCAUUUUGCGUAUGAUUCCUCAAAAAGCCUUUGUUCCCACUGUCUGACAUUAAAGCUUCCUUGCUGCAUGCCCUCCAAUGUUACACAGCUGAUAGUUGUGUGAUGCCCUCGCAGUGGCUUCUCGCUAUUUUUAUAUCUGAAGGCUGGUUGUUGAGACACUUUGUCUCAACGGAGGAGAGGUUAUUAUGGAUCUAUUUUUCCCUUCAACUUGCUGCUGCCCUGUGUGGUUGUGCAUUUGAAAUAGCCACAUACUGUUUUUGCCUAACAGAUAGUGUGCUUUAACAAGUUUAAGUAACCCUCUUUCUGCCACACAACAAAUACUACUUAAGGCUUUAUCUCUCUCUGCUUUCAAAAUGAAGAUGUGACUCAUAUUUUUCAGGGUAUUGUUAAAGUUUUUGGGUUAAAUCUACCCUGUGUACUGUUGCACAUGUAAGGA
Messenger RNA from Melanotaenia boesemani (Boeseman's rainbowfish), 6591 nucleotides. It is a transcript of the gene arhgef10, whose product is annotated as Rho guanine nucleotide exchange factor (GEF) 10. Gene Ontology annotation, biological process: positive regulation of stress fiber assembly; actin cytoskeleton organization; mitotic spindle assembly. Lineage: Eukaryota; Metazoa; Chordata; Actinopteri; Atheriniformes; Melanotaeniidae. The coding region runs from base 228 to 4526 and encodes 1432 amino acids. Gene Ontology annotation, molecular function: guanyl-nucleotide exchange factor activity; protein binding. The record is from RefSeq and is a predicted model, not a curated record. The transcript is spliced from 29 exons. Gene Ontology annotation, cellular component: centrosome.